UGAGUGUUCGUUCGAGAUUUGUCGGAGAAAAUUUCGGUAAUAAUGUUGAAAUUUGUGGGAAUUAUUUAAGUAAAGGAAAGGUCACAAUUUGAAGAAAAUGGAAUCUUCCAAAAUAGAUAUUUGCUCGUUUCUUGGGAUUUGAAUUGCUUUAUCAAGAUUCUGUUGAAGUUCUAAUCUCUCUGUAAAUAAUAUGUCCGGAGCUGAGAAAAGGGAACACGGAGAAGAGAUCCCUAGAGAUCUGCUGCAGAGGUUCAUGUCCAAGAAACAGAAGUCGUCCGUUGAAGACGGAGAGGUAGAGAUUGAGUUGGACUUAGGGCUUUCUCUCAACGGUAGGUUCGGUGUGGACCCACUUGCGAAGACGAGGCUGCUCGCGCGGUCAUCUUCUAUUCCUGAUCUUGUGGUCAACGGUGGUGGAACGGAGCUGAGUAGGACUUGCUCGUUGCCUGUGGAGACGGAGGAGUGGAGGAAGAGGAAGGAGUUGCAGAGCUUGAGGAGGCUUGAGGCGAAGAGAAAGAGGUUAGAGAAGCAGAGGAACGUGAGAGUACUUAGGGAGAAACACAAAGCUGGUGGAGGAGGAGAAGAAGGAUCUAUUGGAUCUUCCGGAAGUGGUUCCUCUGGUUUGUCCGAACUCGACACCUCCCCUUCUCCUCCUGUUCAAGCAACAACAAAAGCAUCCAUAGAAAGAAGCCCAUCAAGUACUCAACCUCUGCCCGAGAAUCAAGCAGCACGUAACAUGAUAGACGACAUGCCAUGCGUGUCAACAACAGGCGAUGGACCCAACGGGAGAAAGAUAGAUGGGUUUCUGUAUAGGUACAGGAAAGGCGAUGAGGUGAGGAUUGUGUGUGUGUGCCACGGAAGCUUCCUAACGCCUGCUGAGUUCGUUAAGCAUGCAGGUGGCCGAGACGUGGCGCGCCCCUUAAAGCACAUUGUUGUAAAUCCGUCUCCCUUUUUGUGACACCCAUUAUGGUCUCUUUGGGACAGUGUCUUAUUACCAUUAUUGUUGUAUCGAUUUGGAACAAAUGUUAUAAAAUAUCUCGAGGUGUAAACAGAAA
Molecule: messenger RNA, 1052 nt
Organism: Brassica oleracea var. oleracea
Lineage: Eukaryota; Viridiplantae; Streptophyta; Magnoliopsida; Brassicales; Brassicaceae
Product: ninja-family protein AFP3-like
Exons: 2
Coding region: 191-955 (254 amino acids)
Biological process (GO): signal transduction; negative regulation of DNA-templated transcription
Cellular component (GO): nucleus
Source: RefSeq, a predicted model, not a curated record